AUGCUGCUCAGCAGCCAAGAUCAACCCAUCUCUGAGCGUGAGAGGGAUCUUUCUGCCAAGUUAAAGGAAGCAGAGUCCCAGAUCACCGCUAAUGCCCAGCGCGAGGCCAAGCUCCUCGCCCAGCUGCUCGAAGCAAAGAACACGCUUCUCGAAGCCUCCCAGCAGCGGGAACACGACCUCGCAAAACAACUUGAAAGAACAACGGCAGACCUUCAUUUGUGUCAACAGACUCAACAGGGCACAUCUCAACAGCUCCAGAAAUCAGUCGCUGAGCUUGAGGCACUCAAGAAGCGUGUAGAUGACCCUUCUGCUGAACUGCUUGAGAAGGACAAUGCUCUCAAAAUAUCACGAAGUCAAGAGAGGCUACUCUCAACAGAGCUCACGCUGCUGAAGGCCGACCACGAUCUUUGCAAUUCCGAGAAAGAGGGUCUUCGAAACAAAGUCACAAUGCUAUCUGAUAAACUCAAAGACGCAAAGAGCAAAAUUGACAAUUUCGAGUCUGAAACCAAACAGCUUUUAGUAAAGCCAUCACAAGCCGAAUCGGAUGUCAAAGAAUACAAGGACGUCCAAGAAGGUCUCCAGCAGGUUUUACGUCUCGGGAAGGACCUCCAAGAAUCUCUGAUCAAAUCGAAUGAUCAAAUCUUCAAUUCCGGUGACAACAAAUCGACACCUCAGACAAAAAUGCAAUCAAUAAAAUUUGGUCAGACAAGCCAAAUGCAGCCAUCUCCAUCUUUCUCCGGCGUCGGGCACAGUAAUGGGCAGUCUCAACACAACAAACCCUCCACCUCCAGUGCACUCAAAAACGGGCAAUAUCCACAAACACCAUCGCAAUUCAGCGGUAAUGGUUCUUAG
Messenger RNA from Fusarium sp. VM40, 852 nucleotides. Lineage: Eukaryota; Fungi; Ascomycota; Sordariomycetes; Hypocreales; Nectriaceae. The record is from the annotation of a GenBank genome assembly.